Messenger RNA from Candoia aspera, 1398 nucleotides. It is a transcript of the gene MRPL32, whose product is annotated as mitochondrial ribosomal protein L32. The record is from RefSeq and is a predicted model, not a curated record. Gene Ontology annotation, cellular component: mitochondrial large ribosomal subunit. Gene Ontology annotation, biological process: translation. Lineage: Eukaryota; Metazoa; Chordata; Lepidosauria; Squamata; Candoiidae. The transcript has 3 exons. Bases 342 to 875 code for a protein of 177 amino acids. Gene Ontology annotation, molecular function: structural constituent of ribosome.
AGAGGUGAUCUUAGCAGUUCUAUGACAAAGGAAGUUCGCCUGAGAAAUCCCCAAAGCAGCACGUGGCUCUGAAUUUCCAGGAGUGCCGUGAAUUAUGGGGAAUCUUUGAGGUGGGCUGCACGUGCUCUCAGUUGCAGUCUCUUGUGCACUUUGAAACUCAAAAGUCACAGAACGAGAAGGGUUGUUCAUCAAAGACGUGUAAGAAAGACAUGACCGAGUCUGGUGGUUUGACUCGGUUUCCCAGGCUUCUUUGCGAUGACUAUUAACUUGUAUUUUCGGAUUCCGUAGUUGAAUCGUGGGCGGAGCCACCAGGAGUGCCGGGAAAACGAGGACCGAAUAGCAUGGCGGCGUUGUUGGUGUUCUCAUCCCCUUUGCCCAUACUCCGUCGUUUUCUCCGAAGCUGCUGGGGGCAGCUUGGCGGCCACACACCACCAUGGGCUCCUGCUUUGGCAGUACAAGCUCCAGCUUCUUUACUCAAUCCUGUGGAAGAGGAAACUGAAUAUUAUGAAAAUCCAAGCUUUUUAGACAGCAUGUUUUGGAUGCCAGCUCCAAAGUCAAGGCGAACAAUUGAAGUGAAUCGCUGCAGGCGAAGGAAUUUUAACCACCUUAUAAAGAUAAAGAAAAACGUUGAUAUCUGUCCUGAAUGUGGCAACUUGAAAGAGAAGCAUGUUCUUUGUGGCUAUUGCUAUGAAAAAGUUAAACAGGAAACUUAUGCCAUAAGAAAGCAAAUAGGAGUACUGGAAGAUGGACCACAUAAGGCCCCCACUGUAGAAAGUGUUGUGCUUUAUGCAGGAGAAACACCCAAAGCUGAAGAUGAAGGCAAACGAAUUAUAGAAAGAAAUAGGAAACGUCCAUCUUGGUUCACAUUGGAUUAAACAAGCAGCACAGUGGAAUGGUUGAUUCCCAUAUACACAAGGCCGCAACUAGGUUCUGUGUCACCCGGGGCAAACAUGGAUUCCAUGCCCAUUUUGGCGCCCCCCAGCGCUUAUUUUGGCACCCCAUCAGCAUGGCACCCGGGGCACAUGCCCCGGUUGCCCCCCCCCCCAGUUGCAGCCCUGCGUAUACAAAUCCUAGUACAGAUAAUACACAUCCUGAAGAACAAUACAUUUAUAUUGCAGUUGUUUUAGUAUGCUAUUUGCAGCACAGUAUAUUGUUAUACUUUGUAAAGAGUUCUGAUUUUUUUGUUUUUUAACAUUCAGCCAGGAAUUAAUUCUGUGUUUGGAAUUUAUAUGGGUGGGGAACUUGGCUACUGUGAACUUAGUGAUAACAUAAUCUUAUGGUAGGCUAAGCAAGUCAUUAUUUGCAGAAGUGGGAUAUAACUACGUACAAAGGUAUUUCAUGUUCUCUCAACAUGCAUUUAAAAUACGUUUGCAAUUAAAAUAAAGCAUAUUCAGUUUC